AUGGCAGAGAUAGAAAAUGACAAUGCUGCAGUGGCAGUACCCCCAAAUACGGUGCGUUAUCAGGGUGUAAGAAAGAGGCGAAGAGUGAAUGGAAUUAAGUAUGGCGCUGAGAUCAUAAAACCCGGACAGAAGAGAAGUAUCUGGCUCGGGACAUAUGAUACGGAGAAGAAAGCCGCUCAGGUUUAUGAUACAGCAGCAAGGUGGCUUAAAGGCCCUGGAGCCAAACUUAAUUUUCCCCAUGAUGAUAUCACUGAAAAAGCUAAAGAUGCUUCCAACGAGCUUAAUCCUAGGAAUGAUGUCAGUAAUGAAGGUGAUAAAAAUAAUUCCGAUGAUGUCAUUCCGGAUGAGAGCAGCGGUACCGCAUCCUCAUCCAAAGCAGGCGAUAUCACAUCAACUACCAAAGCAAGCCGCAGUGCAUUGAGGGUUCGGGAGCCCAUUAAGAAUCCUCACGCUCCUCGUUCCAAAGCAGGCGGUGGUGCACUGAAGAUUCGGGAGCCAAUGAAUCAGAACCCUCAGGCCAAAGCACACAGCGGUGCAUUGAGGAUCCAGGAGAAAAAUCAGAAUCCUCAAGCUCCUCAUUUUUCAGUGGAUAUCGUGUCGUCUUCCAAUGCAGGUGUCGAUGUGCUGAGGACUAGGGAACCAAAUCAGAAUCCUCAGGUUCCUCGUUUUCUGGUGGUUAACGGAGGUGAUGCUCCUUUUCAGCCGACAUAUCUUGAUAAGUUCUAUAUGGAGAUUUUGACAAGAGCAAGGAUAUUAUUUCCCAGCCGGGCCAACUUUCGAAAAGUUACUGUGGAUUACCUUAGUGACUUCCAUAACCAUGUCGGCAGCACUGAGAGAGUGGUCCAGAAUCAGCCACCAUUCACCACUGCUGUCUACACUGAGCUCCGACUUGCACCACUAGGGAGCAAGUGA
Capsicum annuum is the source of this 912-nucleotide messenger RNA. RefSeq names its product ethylene-responsive transcription factor 1-like. Gene Ontology annotation, biological process: regulation of DNA-templated transcription. Gene Ontology annotation, molecular function: DNA-binding transcription factor activity; DNA binding. The record is from RefSeq and is a predicted model, not a curated record. NCBI's taxonomy places the organism in Eukaryota, Viridiplantae, Streptophyta, Magnoliopsida, Solanales, Solanaceae. The transcript has a single exon. Bases 1 to 912 code for a protein of 303 amino acids.